Messenger RNA from Otolemur garnettii (small-eared galago), 4224 nucleotides. RefSeq names its product USO1 vesicle transport factor (gene USO1). The record is from RefSeq and is a predicted model, not a curated record. Lineage: Eukaryota; Metazoa; Chordata; Mammalia; Primates; Galagidae. The coding region runs from base 307 to 3219 and encodes 970 amino acids. Gene Ontology annotation, molecular function: protein binding. The transcript is spliced from 25 exons. Gene Ontology annotation, biological process: transcytosis; endoplasmic reticulum to Golgi vesicle-mediated transport; vesicle fusion with Golgi apparatus. Gene Ontology annotation, cellular component: endoplasmic reticulum; Golgi membrane; cytoplasm.
ACCUGCGUGGUGGGCGGGGCCUGCGGCGGAACCUGGCGACGGGGUUCCUCUCGGCUUCUCUCCCCUUUUGCCUUCGCCCUUGGAGCCGCCACGUAAUGCCACGUCCCCGCGCAUGCGCACCUUGUCCAGCGGUGGCGGCUGUUUCCGGCCUUAAGGGGCUGGAGCCGCCGCCGAGCUGGAGGCAGUGGUGGCGGCGGCCGGGGAGUGCAGAGCACGGGGUUGGGAGCCAGGCCCUGCGGAGGGCGGGGGAAGUGGUCUUGUUUUCUUCCCCUAAAGGGCCGGUAAAGCCGGUGGCUGAGCUGCAAGAUGAAUUUCCUCCGUGGGGUAAUGGGGGGUCAGAGUGCCGGACCCCAGCACACAGAAGCUGAGACGAUUCAAAAGCUUUGUGACAGAGUAGCUUCAUCUACUUUGCUGGAUGAUCGAAGGAAUGCUGUGCGUGCUCUCAAAUCGUUAUCGAAGAAGUAUCGCUUGGAAGUGGGUAUCCAAGCUAUGGAACAUCUUAUCCAUGUUUUACAAACAGAUCGUUCGGAUUCUGAAAUAAUAGGUUAUGCUUUGGACACACUAUAUAAUAUAAUAUCUAAUGAUGAAGAAGAAGAAGUAGAAGAAAACUCAACAAGACAGAGUGAGGAUUUGGGAAGCCAGUUUACAGAAAUUUUCAUUAAGCAACAAGAAAACGUCACUCUUCUGUUGUCUUUAUUGGAGGAGUUUGAUUUCCAUGUCCGUUGGCCUGCUGUCAAGCUUCUUACUUCUCUUUUAAAACAGCUGGGGCCUCAGGUGCAACAAAUUAUUUUAGUUAGUCCCAUGGGUGUUUCAAGAUUGAUGGACUUGUUAGCAGAUUCCAGGGAGGUUAUACGUAAUGAUGGUGUCCUGCUACUACAGGCGCUAACAAGAAGCAAUGGAGCAAUCCAGAAAAUUGUUGCUUUUGAAAAUGCCUUUGAGAGACUGCUGGACAUUAUUACAGAGGAGGGGAACAGUGAUGGAGGGAUAGUAGUAGAAGAUUGUUUGAUUUUGCUUCAAAACUUGUUAAAAAACAACAAUUCCAAUCAAAAUUUUUUUAAAGAAGGCUCAUAUAUUCAGCGUAUGAAACCUUGGUUUGAAGUUGGAGAUGACAAUUCUGGCUGGUCUGCACAGAAAGUGACCAAUCUACAUCUGAUGCUACAGCUUGUUCGUGUAUUGGUAUCUCCCAACAACCCUCCUGGUGCUACCAGCAGCUGCCAGAAAGCCAUGUUUCAGUGUGGGCUGCUGCAGCAGCUGUGCACCAUCCUGAUGGCUACUGGGGUGCCUGCGGAUAUCCUGACUGAGACCAUAAAUACUGUAUCAGAAGUUAUUCGCGGCUGCCAAGUAAACCAAGACUACUUUGCAUCAGUAAAUGCACCUUCCAACCCACCAAGACCGGCGAUUGUAGUGCUGCUCAUGUCCAUGGUUAAUGAAAGGCAGCCGUUUGUCCUGCGCUGUGCUGUGCUCUACUGUUUCCAGUGUUUCUUAUAUAAAAACCAAAAGGGGCAAGGAGAAAUCGUGUCAACACUUCUUCCUUCCACCAUUGAUGCAACAGGUAAUUCAGUCUCAGCUGGUCAAUUACUGUGUGGAGGUUUGUUUUCCACUGAUUCACUUUCAAACUGGUGUGCUGCUGUGGCCCUUGCCCAUGCUUUGCAAGAAAAUGCUACCCAGAAAGAACAGUUGCUCAGGGUUCAGCUUGCUACGAGUAUUGGCAACCCUCCAGUCUCUUUACUACAACAGUGCACCAACAUCCUUUCACAGGGUGAUAAGAUCGACAGACGGGGAAGCAAAAUACAAACAAGAGUUGGAUUAUUAAUGUUGCUUUGUACCUGGCUGAGCAGCUGUCCCAUUGCAGUGACGCACUUUCUUCACAAUUCAGCCAAUGUUCCAUUUCUUACAGGACAGAUUGCAGAAAAUCUCGGAGAGGAAGAGCAGUUGGUCCAAGGCCUAUGUGCCCUUUUGUUGGGCAUUUCAAUUUACUUCAAUGAUAACUCACUUGAGAGCUGCAUGAAAGAGAAACUAAAACAACUAAUAGAGAAGAGGAUUGGCAAAGAGAAUUUCAUAGAGAAACUAGGAUUUAUUAGCAAACAUGAGUUAUAUUCCAGAGCGUCUCAGAAACCCCAGCCAAACUUUCCCAGUCCAGAAUACAUGAUAUUUGAUCAUGAGUUUACAAAGCUGGUAAAAGAACUUGAAGGUGUUAUAACUAAGGCCAUUUAUAAGUCCAGCGAAGAAGAUCAGAAAGAAGAAGAGGUGAAGAAGACUUUAGAACAGCAUGACAGUAUAGUGACUCACUACAAAAAUAUGAUUCGAGAGCAAGACCUGCAACUUGAGGAGUUACGGCAGCAAGUUUCUACCCUGAAAUGUCAGAAUGAGCAGCUCCAGACGGCAGUCACACAGCAGGCGGCGCAGAUUCAGCAGCACAGGGAUCAGUAUAAUCUGCUCAAAGUGCAGCUGGGAAAAGACAGUCAUCAUCAAGGUUCUUAUAGCAAUGGGGCUCAGAUGAAUGGCAUUCAGCCAGAAGAAAUUGAUAGGUUGCGAGAAGAGAUAGAAAAAUUAAAAAGUAAUCAAGAAGUUUUACAGAGUCAGCUGAUUGAAAAGGAGUCUUUGAUUGAAAAUUUGAAAUCUUCCCAAACAUCUGGCAUGGAUCAACAGUUUUCAGCCCCUGCUUCAGAUGGAGAUUCUGAACAAGCUGCAGAGUUGAAACUGGAACUGGCAACAUUAAAAUCUCAGUUAAACUCACAGUCUGUGGAGAUCACCAACCUACAGGCAGAAAAGCAGGAGCUACUGCAGAAAACAGAAACAUUUGCAAAAUCAGUUCCUGUACAAGGAGACAGUGAGACUUUAGCAAUAGCAGCUAAAACUACUGACGUAGAAGGAAGACUGUCAGCAUUAUUAGAAGAAACAAAAGAAUUAAAGAAUGAAAUUAAAGCUCUGUCUGAGGAAAAAACUGCCAUUAAAGAGCAGCUAGAUUCAUCUAACAGCACCAUUGCCAUCUUACAAAACGAGAAGGACAAAUUAGAGUCUGAAAUUACAGAUUCCAGAAAAGAGCAAGAUGACCUCUUGGUUCUCUUGGCUGAACAAGAUCAGAAAAUAGUGUCACUGAAGAAAAGACUCAAGGAUCUUGGUUAUCCAAUUGUAGAAGAGGAUGAAGUUGAAUCCGGAGACCAAGAAGAUGAGGAUGAUGAAAAUGAAGAGGCUGACAAGGACCAGGAUAGUAUCUAGCUUUAAAAUCUGCAGGAACGAUAGGGAUGAUGUUGUAACUUUGAGGAUGGAAUCUUAAGACAGUACUUUGGUUUGCCUCUGCAGAAAAUAAAGAUUUAGACACCAAGAGGAAAACAUUCACUAAUAAGACCAUUCAUAUACUUUGUAUAUGUUGCCACCCGUGUUAAAAACCCUAGAACUCUAACUUUAUGCAGAAUACAUACCUUUUAUUUAAAUUCAUCUGAACUGUCCCAAAAUACAAUUUGCAGAGAGCUUCAUGCAUCAAAAAAUAUACCAUUUUAAGGCAUGUGGUGGCAGUGCUAUUGGCUUUAGUUCAUUGGUUGUUUACUUUUCAGAUUUGUGACUUUUAAGUACUAACACAUUUGAUUUAAUAUGUAUUGAAUUGGAAUCAUUGUUUCUAAAUUCAGCAUUUGAGUUUUUAGCCUAUGAUUUUCUUUUAAAGAAAUGAGUUCACCUAAGGGCAAGAUAGCCUGGGGCCGAGAGAUAAUGUGUAUUAUCAGCCCAGCAUCCAAUGUGACUGCUAAGACGUGCGGCAUAGGACAGUUUAGAAUGAGUGCCUUGACACUGAUGUGGCUGCAUUCUGUCCCUCAGGGAAGGAGCAGGAUGCUGGUGCACACAGGUGAUGUGGAGGAUGAGUCUGAGAAACUUUGGCAACAGUGUAUUAACAUGGCUGGUUUUCUCUUUAUUUUAAGCUAAACAUCUAGAACAUGUUGUAAGUUAACAGCUCAUGCAACUCAGAUUUAGUAUUGUUGAUUAUCACAAAACGUAUUAUGUUCCUAGUUUUUAAAAGACCCAAAUUAUGAUUUAUAUAAUUUAUUGUCAUUUUUGCUGAAUAGGUUUAAGUCAGAUAAUAGAUUUUUAAAAAGCAAAUGAAGCAAUGUGUCAAAAUUUAAUGUUUCAUAAUAAAAAUAGAUACUAUGUUCACUUAAUCCCUGGUCAUGGUUCCCUUUUUGUAGAUUUUGUAAAAAGUAUUUUAUUCUUAAUAAAAGGUGAAGCAAAUAGAAA